Messenger RNA from Diachasmimorpha longicaudata, 12368 nucleotides. RefSeq names its product Mid1 (gene Mid1). Bases 2501 to 5428 code for a protein of 975 amino acids. Gene Ontology annotation, biological process: calcium ion import across plasma membrane. Gene Ontology annotation, molecular function: stretch-activated, monoatomic cation-selective, calcium channel activity. The transcript is spliced from 4 exons. The record is from RefSeq and is a predicted model, not a curated record. Lineage: Eukaryota; Metazoa; Arthropoda; Insecta; Hymenoptera; Braconidae. Gene Ontology annotation, cellular component: plasma membrane.
GGUAGGCGAGGUUUCCAGUGCUGGUGCUGAAGUGAAGGGCAGUCGUUCUACAUUUUCACUAUCGACGGGUUACGGAUAUGUUUAGUCAUUUUUUUUUAUUUGCCAAUAUUUUGUUGACUCUACCCCCCCGCCCCCGCCAUCCGGUUAUGUGAGGAAACAGCAACAGCGUCAUGACAUUCCACCAUUUUUUAAUGGAACGGAGAUUCUCCACCACAUUUUUCAAUGCAUUUUUUCCCUUGCACUUGAACGAAGACGAAACAAUAUGCAUAAUUACACUGUGACAGUGCACAAAUGACAAGUGACGUUUAAUUAACUUUGAGAUCGAUGGAAAAGUCGAAAUGUUCAGUGAAAUAUAAAUUCGUGAACACAACGAAAGUACACAAUUAUGAAGUGAAAAAGUGAGAUAUGAGAAUCAAGGUCCAGUUCUCAACGUCAUUGUAGAGUAUCUAUACGAGGGUUGUGGAUGUGUGUAUGUGUGAGGGUGUGUGACAAUAGUGUGAGUAAUGGUGGCAGCAUCAGUAGCGACAACUAAAAUGUCGGCGACGGCCGUAGAAACAGUAUUUGUAGUAUCAGAAUCAGUGCAACACUAGUGAUCGUAAAUGAUGAUGGUGGUGACAAAGAGGAAAUAGUUGAGCCCCUUGAGUUGUCGGUGAUUAUCCCGAAUUUGGUGUCUCAGCGAGUCCUAUUUUUUUUUUUGCAUCAUCAUCAGUUCUUAUUUACGAUAUAUUUUGUCCUAUAGGAUUCGGCUAAAGAAUGGAAUUUCCUUUUCCCUCCUCUGCUUUUCCAUUUCCACCCCACUGUUCGCCUCUCUCUCUCCCUCUCGUUUCUUAUAUUUCCCUACCAUACUGCGCAACAUAACAUGCGCGUACAUUCUCGUGAGUAUACGUAUACGUCAAUGUACGCUAUCGCUGGACUGUAGAACUCCACACAAUUUUAUCAAAGAGAAAGGGAAUUUUUCGUCUUAAUAAUUCUCCGCAGGAUGUGAAAUUAGUGGUGCUGAAAGUGACAUUAUCGGCGUAUACAAAUUGACGAAAAAAUUGGGGAAGAAAAAAUCGAAUUUGGAGAAUGGUAAUGGCCCCAAAAAUCUUAAAUAAUAGAGGGGAAGAAGGUCUAUAAUAUUUAGGGGGAGUGUUAUGCCGAGACUAGACGCGAGUGAACGACAAGUUGACGUGGGAUUGGAAUCAGGAAAAGAGGAAAAAAAAAGUUGAAGCUGGUGGAUGGUAAAGAGAAAGGGGGGUGGGUCUACAGGGAGGUGGAAAAUGCUGAAAGUGCAGUGGUGAUGUGGCUCAAGGGGUGGAGUGACUCGACGGCAUCAAGAGAAGGGUGAAUAAUUGAGGGAAUAAUAAUAAUAAAAAAUAGAGCUUAUCGAAGAUUGGAUUGUAGACCCGCUGGGCGCGGGGUGUGCCCAUGAAUCUUUGUACGCGUGCUGUGUGUGCGCGGCCGGUAUGCGUGCCACUACUAUCACUCGUAGUGUUAUCACAUAUAACCAAUUCUUGUUUACGGCCAUUUUGUGAGAACAUUUCCUUGAGAGUACGGAAGAUCUGAGUAAUAGGAUCAACUCGGUAAUUAAGGGAGUGUAGAUAAUUGAUUUGAGAGGACGCAUCGAGACCUUGAAAUAAUAAGAUCGUGAAAAAAAGGCCUGGUGGGGUGGAGACGUCAGUGUGGUGGUGGUUGUAGCCAGCAUGCAGCAUGAACCGCGUGUGUCGUCGGACCAUCAGCGUGAGGCCGAAGACGCAGAAGAAUUAUUCAUUGCAGGGAGUGAAAAAAUUGAAGCGUGUCAAGUGGGAAAUACGUGGGAGGAGACACAACUGUUGGAGGACGCUUGUCACCGACGUGCAAGAAGAAAAACAAGAUCGAAUAUAUAUUUGUCUUUGGUGGAGGGAUACGAAUUGUACGUAUUGCUUUCAUAUCGUUGGAGGGAAUUCGGCUUGGGGGAGGUAUCCGACUGCAACGACAACGUAUUUACUGCGGAAAAUAUUUCAACGACGAAAGAUCAGCUACGAGUACGUCCGUUACUUCGUGGUUGUCAUCGUCGUUGGAUUAUCGGUGUUACUGGAACAGCUGGUUUUAUGUAAUCGGCCGGAAUCUCGGCUGGUCAGAUUGUUUAUUAAACAGCAACUGGUUAAAUUACCAGGUGCUGUGGCAAUACAAGGGGUCAGCUGCGACAGCGGCGACGGGCCCAGGCCAUCGUGGCGAUUUCAGCGAUGCGGCCCGGAUCAAACAGGACCAUCAACCCGCGCCGUCGUCCCUGUCGCCGGCGAGCCAGGCCCGAGCCAGCGUGGUGUUGUAUACAAGAAAGAAAGAUAGGAGAAGGAGAAUACGGGGUAAAUACGACGAACGAAGAGGCCCUUGGCGGAAGAGCUAUUAUUGUUUUUGGGAACAAACUCCUUGGUUUUGGCGGAAAAGAAUAUACAGUAGGAGAGGGCGGUCGACGCUCACCUCCCAGAAGGAGCGCCGACAACGUCGUCGUGGGGACGUCAGUGUCCCCUGUCACGUGCUCAUGCAACUCGAGCAUCUGCCCCGUAUCACGGGAUCACCAUCCAGGUCGGAAAGGAAGACCGUGUGGAACGUGUUGGCGGAGUUGCACAUUUAUUACCAAACGACAACUACCGCCCAUUUUAUUUCGGUCUCUUCGUCAAUAUACUAUUUUAUUGACAGCGUACUUAGAGAUGGCACAUGGAGAGGAGGACCCUAUCAUGACACCUUCCUUCAAAUUUUACGUGCCAAAUGGACCAGCUUAUUCGAUCCUCACAAGGAAUAUGACUGUCAUAAAAAUGUUAAUGUGCAAAUCCGGAGAAUUGCCUUCAAAGCUACUUAUUCCAACUACGAUAAACAAUUUUUAUCCAAUCAAUAUACCAUACGUAUUUUAUUUUUCUUCCCCGACUCGACGAGUUUCACACUUAACACACUUGUCCACCAAGAUGAUGAACCUUUUGCACGUAAUAAGUCAUACGAUGGAGCGUUAUUAUAUCGUGGACUGGUUUCAUUGCCGAGGAAUAACACUGAAUAUACAAUUGCUAUGGGUGUGUUUGAUGACACUGCCUUCAAAUAUUCCAACAACACACAACCGGGCCGCUCGUUUAUUCUCAAAAAUACCCCAAGACUUGAUACCAGUUCACCCUAUAAUUCAACUAGUCAAGCAAAUAAUCUUGAUAAUUAUUUGGUGUUUGAGAAGCACUCGACAUUUGACAAAUCCAAGGAAUUCAAAGCCACCAGUCAGGGGCAGAAUGUUACCAUUGUUAAACACAAAUCUGAUAAUGUGUCGUUGGAAAAAGACGAUAGCAGUGAGACUAUUCGGGAAAGGUCAACGUCAAAUGUUAACAAGUAUGAAAAACAUACGGCUGACGAAUUUUUACGCCGUCGAGUUACAAACAAGAGUUACGGUUCAAUAUUUCUUCUGUACUUUUUGGCUCUACCAUUACUAUGCUCGACGUAUCCAUCAACCGAUAUUAUUACAUCAGUGUCAUUCGUCCAAAAAUCAUCACUGGUACAUACGGAUAACAGUACAGUACAUAACUUAUCACCAAUUGCCCAUCUUCGUAGUGGUGGUAGUGGUAUUAGUGGAGAAUCCCACAACGAAUAUCCACAGGGGAGAGAACAAGUUCAUCCUUAUAACGAAUAUACCUGGGAGGUGAACCAGAUAAAUCCAUGGCUUUCGGCUUGCGAUUUAGCAGGUCCAGCACCAGCCGAUCUUCAGGGCAGCUGUGGACCUCCUGAAGUACCUAAGUAUUGUCCAAUAUCGUGCCCACUCAGUGUUAAUAUCGAUAAGGUAUUCCGUGAGGUUGUUGAGCGACUUGUUGUACCAAAAAAAUGGCGUACUGGCUCAGCUGCUAAAGUACAAUGGAAAACAAGUGAUACAACAGUCAAGGGCAGUACGGCUCCGGAUCAGUGCCUUUUUUAUCUUGAGGAGUCACACAAACGGGACAUCUGCCGAAAAGAUUUUGGACAGUCCAGUUCGUUAAGUUUUUCAACCUCACGGGAGAAUCGAUAUUGGUUUUUAAGUGGGCUACGUCUACGCCAUUGCUGUGAGUAUGCGGUUAUAAAUGCCUUGGCACCCGGUGACGGUGGCCCUCUGGAGGAUGUUUUGAGUGGUAGUCCAAAAUGCAGUAGUGCCCUUGAAAAAAUAUUAAAAGUUGAUGUACUUGCUGCUAGAUUACACUGUGAGUUUGAGGAGGUAUUGUCGCGAUACGAUUGCCGCCAGUCAUAUUCGGUCAUCCAUAAUUGCACCCACUGUAAGGAGGCAUAUAGAAAAUGGGUGUGCAGCUCUCUGGUGCCUUAUUUUGCUCAUGAGGGACCGUCGAUCUCAUUGAAUUCAGUGGAAGUAUACGUUGGUACGAGAUUGAGACCCUGUCGGUCUUUCUGCCAGUCUGUAGAACAACGUUGUCCUUACCUACUUCCAGGUGAUCGUGCACCUGCAUAUCCAACACAGUACGCCGGUGAACCAACUUUUCUUUGCAGAGAUCCAAAUAUCCCAGAAACUGGUGGACAAGCCGUAAGAGCACUGCAUGGAGAUGAGGAAGAGGAGUGUUGCUUCCGUGUUUGUUACGAUGAUGAGCCAGCGUCGGGUGUUUGUGCCAAUUGUACUAAUAAUGAACCCCACGGACGUCGCAUUGGUCGAGAUCCACCACUAGCUCCGCAUUGCGAAAUGACAAACGCUGGUCAACCUAACUUUGCAGAUCCACAAAGCACCGCGAGAAAUAGUCCAGAGUUCUCCGUGCCACCAUCCACCAAGAGUGCCUCCUCUUCAUUCUGCGUCAGCGGUGGGACUGACACUACAUCACCAUUACCAACAUCAUCAUCAUCAUCAUCAUCAUCUUCAUCAUCAUCAUCAUCGUCAUCGAGUAAUGCAACAUCGUUACCAGUGCCCGUAUCAUUACUUUGUCUGGCAUGGAUUUGGGUCGGGCUAAUUUCCCUUUGUACCGGUCAGAUGAUUUUUCUCUGGAGUCCCGCCCUUGAUGCUAUCUUUGUACGUAGUACUUCGAGCUGUUUGAUGAGAAGCGGAACUUCCACCGUUGACAAGUCUUCACCGAUACAACGCAACCACUUGUCAGUGAUAAAAUUGACAAAAGUAACGAAAAUGGUUGAUAAGUUACAUCGUGUAAUGUUCAAUAAUUUUGUGCGGGGGUUAUUUAUAUGCUGUCAAGAUAGUUGGUCUUAUUGGUGGUGUCGUGCAUGUAGCACAAUUUGUACCACAUAUAUUUCCUGUCAGCCAUUAAAAUUACAUCAUGUCAAAAUACGUAUGGAAUUGAGGAAGCAGGAUAUUGAUCAUCACGACGAGGGCAGACGAUCUCUUUCAUUUGGCACAUGGCAUUGUACUCAUUACAGUCUUUCAACGAGAAAGAAGGCAAGAAUGUCCAGUGGGAGAUUGAAGAGAAGGCGACGAAGGCUAUUUUCGUUGAGUCCAUCCAAGUGGAAGACACCUUACUAGCUCGCACUUCUCUUUCAGCGAUUAUCCCCAUUGUAGAAAAAACAAAAAAAAAAAAAAAAACUCAAGAUAAUAUUAAAAGUUUCAAUGAAAUGCCUGAAACAUAAAGUGAAAAAUAUGGAAAUAUUAAUUGAAAUUAAUGAAUUAAAUAAUAAAUAGUAGAAUUCGUGAGGCAGGAACAUUUUGGGAUCCCCUUGCUUCGAUUACCGAUGACAGGGUCACCCGAGAGUCUAUGUGUUUAUGAUGUCCAUGACACUCUCCAUUGGCUACAAGGAAAAUAUUCCAUGUAUACAUAUUACAUCGGAAGGAUGCAAAGAAAAUAUAUGAAAUUUAUUUCCAUUUCUCUUUUCUCCCCUCUCAUCAGUGUACAUCUGUAUUUGCCCUUUCCAAACGCACUGCCACGUUUGGCAUAAAAAACCAUUUGAUGUUAAUAAAUCGUCGCAAUUCAAACACGGAAUUUUCAACGUUCAAUCAUUAAUCUAAUCAAUUAUCCCGCCUUCAAGAAUCGCACAGAUGGCAACACCAUGAGCGUGAAACGAAUAGUAUAUUUCGAUAAAAGUGCGACGGGGGGUGGGGACGAGUGUGAAGUUGGCGGCCCGAUACGAAGCCGAGUUCAAAUCCCGCCGCACCUAUAUCCAAAGUGUAUUUUUUGGUUAAUGAUGUUACACUCAGCGAGUGGCAAAUUUUGUCAUUUCUCGUUUACUAGUUUUAGUAAACGAAAUGUUUAGUCGUUAACAAGUUUCGAUUUAUCGUUUACAAGUGAGGGAAAAGGGAGUUUUCAUGAUGGACUGAAGGUAGCAGCAGUGACAAAAAAUAUAAUUUCAUUAUUGUUAGCGUUUGUUCAAUGAAGGCAACUCUUCCAGAAAGAGAGGGAUAUGAGUAAUCGAAGAGAAUGAAUAAACUAAAUUGAACGUAAUGUGGUGAGAUUUGUUUUUACGUUCAAGUGAGACAAAACGACAUAUAAAUAAUGUGAACCAACCCAUAAAAAUAAAUUAGGGGAAUGGAAAGUUAUGAGAAUUGGAUAGUUACUGAGUACCUCUUCAGAAGAGCCCUAAAAAUAAUGAUAUUUAAAAUACAAUAAUAAUGCUAGUAAUAAUAUAUUAUUGAAAUAACUGGAGAAGAAUGAAUAAUGAAUGAAUUGAUGAUUAUAAAAUUGAAUGACAACAGGAAAUAAUAAUGCCGUGAUGAUUUAAUAAUAAUGUCGUCGUAUACAACUCACCUAUGAAUGCAUAAGAACAUAAAAUUUUAUUUAUAAUAAAGAAACCACAAUGGGUAAAACGGCUAUAUAAGACAUCAAGAGAUUUAAAAUCCACCCAAAAUUUAAGUCAUACUGACGUAUAUGCAACACAAGUAGAAUCAAAUAGUAGUGAGGCAGUGAUAGAACUGAGAGUAAACUAUGCAAUUAUAGAAACUACCGUUGGAAAAAAAAGUAUCAUUUUGCAAAAUAGAAAAAAAAAACACGGAAGACAGAUACUUCCAUGAAAAAAAAAAUAAUAAUUAUAAUUAAAGAGCGAAAUGCAGAACUCAAUGGAUUGAUAAAUUGAAUUCUUCAAAAAUAAACAAUUUUAUUGAAGGUUGAGAGUGAUUAUUGUAAUUGAAGUAUAAUAUGUGUUCGUUUAGAUAUUAUACACAUAAUAGCUCUUAUAUCCAAUGGACGUUGGAGAUGAGAAGGAACAAUGUAGAGUGAAUAAAUGAUGGAUGAUAGGCUUGAAAAGUAAUGCAAGUUCGUUGACUUGAAUAAUGGAAAGAUGUGAAAAAUGGCAAUGGGAUGCUAAGAGUGGUAAGCAAGUCAAGAACAUGAGAUACUUAAUUAAAUAAGUGAAUGGAGUCAACUACGUUGAUUCCAGUGAAAACAAAUUUAAUAAUUUCAAAAACAAAAAUAUACAUACAUUUUUGUAGCAAUGAAGAAAAACACAAAAUAUUCUUAGGUAAAACGUGAUAUGGUGAUAGAAGAUGAAAAAGUGUGAUUUUAUCGUUUCCCUCCCCUUUUACUUUGAGCGUAUCUCAACACAGUUUUAUUGUUAUCAUUAAUUUUUUCAGUAAAAUUCAAAAGUUUCAAAAUGGAAUGGAUCGAUUAUGAUUGGAGGAGUUAAUGAUUCAUGAAAUGGCGAUGGCAGAGGGGGCGGGGAGGGGAGGGAGAAGAUGGGUCAUAGAUAUAGAUAUAUAGAUGUUUUGAAGGAAUAAUAGAAAUAUCAUGAGAUGGGCUUAAUGGAAAUUCCCGAACAGUACAAAUCGCACCCCGAUUCGAUUGUCGCUUCUAUUCCACACUCACUGCCACAUAUUCUGCCUCUUUUUUUGUUAUCGAGCACGAGGAUAUAGGUCACAAUACGCACAAAUCCAAUAUGGCAUUAAGACAUGUAUGAAGUUGAGUUCGAUGAAUUAUGUGUUUUAUUUUGCAUUUAGUUUGUAUGUAUCAGUAUUUUCAUUUUAUGGACUAUCUGUAGCACAGGAAAUAUCUGAGUCUGGUAUUAUCGAGUCUAGGACAAGUGAGAGUGACUCAAAAUUUACUCCAAGUGUCAUUACUGUAAAGAAAAACUUGCUCCACUGAACAUUCAUCACGAAUGGAAAAUUAUGAAACAAGAUCACAGUUUAAGGACCUAAGUGGACGAAAUAAAGAUAAAGGAAAUGUCGAAUGUUUGAAAAUUUUAUCAGUAUCAUCACCACAUCUUCGAUUCAAAAUUCUAGGAAUAAUUUUUACCUCCAAACCCCGUAAUUUUUUUGACGCCGGGUUAUCUCUUCUUGAGAUCAGAUUGAAUGUCUGCAUUAUUCGAAAUCAAUAUGGCCAACUGCAUGUUAUUUACUGAAGAUUUUUAUCUGUAAUCCACUGAGAAAAAAAUUGGUUUUACCAAAUGUCCAUUUACUUGAAGAAAAUAUUUCUUUUUUCUAUCGUUUAUUUGUGAAAUCGAGGAAUACUUGUAUUGUUCUAGAAUAUGAUCAUGUUAAUUAUAACGUUGAGUGAACUCCUUCAAUAAUUAUGAACAUUAAGUAAUUCAUCGAAAUUCUUUUCUCAAGAAAAUGAGAAAUUUAGAAAAACAAAAUAAUUGUCAAUGGAGUUCAUUCAAGGUCAGGGAUAAAAUAAUCAUCUUCUAGAGUGAUAUGAUUAUCGUGAUUGAAAGCUAAUUGUGUCUCCCUUGGCAGGGAUUAGACUGCAGAAAUACAAUUUUUAGAAAAUAAAUUCUUCUCUGAUGUAAAUGGAUAUUUGGAAAAAAUUAUUUUUUUUCUCCAUACUUACACAGAAAAUACUAAAAUCGUAAGAUAUGAAAUUUAAAUCAUAACUUAAAAUAACAUAACUAAAAAACGUAAUUUCCUAUUCAUAAAAUGUAAUUUACGAUUUUCAAAAUGCAAACUGUGAGUUCAAGCUCGUAAAUAGCGAGUCCCUAACUCACCAAUUACAAUUUCAAAAAACGUUAAUAAUAAUUCUGAAAAUCAUAAUUGUUGAGAUUCGACCUCAUAAAUUAGGUUUUUUUGAAGGUAAAAUAUGAGUGAUUUAUGCUUUUUACUCCGGCGUUUACGAGAUUUCAAUUUUGUCAAAUCCUUGAUUGAUGAAAUCGUAAAUACAAUCGAAAAGAAAAAACAAUCGCCAAUAGGAUAUCUUUACGUUUCAGAUGAUUCUGAAUCGUCUGAGCCCAACUUCCGGAGACAGUUUUUCAAAAAAUGUUCAAGACAAUUUCAAAAAUUUUGUAAAAAACGCUUAUCCUUUUGUAAAAAGGACAUACACCUCAAAUCUCGAAUCGAAUCGAACAUAUCGAAAUUCCGUAACACUUAUUCGUGAUUGGUAGAUACAUUCACAGCGGCGAAAAUUUGAAUUUCACAAGUACACAAGUAUCAAGUAAAUCAAGUCAAAGGAUGAGUUAAUUAGUAGAAAAUAAAAACUUAGUUAGAAAAUGGAAAUGAAACAAGUUACUCAUCAAAUGUAAAUAUCUAUAUCUUAUCGAAACUCCUGUAUUUUCCAAGUCGUCUUACAGCUUCAAGACAUUUAAAAUUUUGCAUGUUGCCUACAAGUGGGAAAUAGAUCAGCUGUGAAUAUAUCAGCAAUUUUUAAAGAUCCAUGUUUACGAAAUGAUGACGUGUUCAACGUCAUACGCGAUUACUUCAGGAUCAUUUUGGUAUAAUUAUUUUGAAUUUAAAUAUUACAUUGACUUUUUAUAUCCCUAUAAUUCAACUGCUCUACUCAUACAGUAGUUAAAAUAAGGUGCGCUCACCACAAAUGUGACUUAAAUAAAAAAUAUCACAACAAUUAAGAUUAACCAAAUCGCGCGCGGUGGCGUGCGACUAUGUCUCGUUAAAUCAAUAAAACAAUUACAAGUGUCAGAUGGAUCAAAUAUUCCAAUAGUAUUCUACAACUGCAUAAAUUCGUAGUAAUUUGACAUUUACAAAUUUUUAAUUGGUUUAAUAAGCGUCUUUCGCCGUAUCUUCAAAAUGCCUGUAAAAUUUAAAAAAAAAUGGCUCUAAAAGUGGAACUUAGGUGAUUCAAAAUCAUCUGAAACGUGAAGAUUUCAUAUUGGCAAAAAAAGUUUUUUUUUCAAUUGCGUUUACGAUUUCAUCGAUCAAGGAUUUGACGAAAUUGAGAUCUUGUAAAUGACAAGUAAUUUACGUUUUCCAACUCGUAAUUUACUUUUUUUGAGACGUAAUUUAUGGUUUGAAAAACGUAAUUCACAUGUUUAAAAAUCACGAAAAUUACAAUUGAUUAUUUUUCCCACCCAAAUUUCAGCCAAUAGAAUUGCACCAUUUGUUGAUAUUUUGUAUAGCCUACCUCGAAUAUCAGCGAUAAUUUUUUGAAUAUUUUGGUAAACAAACGACACUUAACCAAAUAAACCUCUUUUCAUGUCAUGGCACAAUUCUCUUGGCCGAAAUUUGGAUAGGAAAAAUAAUCCCCUGAAUACCACUCGAGCUUCAAAAUUAUAGAAUAUUUCCCUCUAGGUUCCCUGCAUACAAAUGAAGUCGUCAAGUUUUUCAGGAAAAAUCACUCGUGCUUCGCACUCGUGAUUUUUUAGCCUGAAAAACUUGACUCCUUCAUUUGUUUGCAACGAAUCUAUCGGGAAAUAUUCGAUAAUUUUGAACCACUUGUGGUAUUAUAUGUGAAAAUUCGUAUUUUACGAUUAGUUUUUUCUGUAUGUAGUUCUCAGUAUUUAAAGAUAAUUGUAAUUGUCUACCGCUCCCAUCUGGUUCCCAAAAUCCAAAAAGACCUCUGGAUAAUUAUCCUUCCAAAAGUCCUCAUUUGAAAAAAUCUCUCGAAGAAAAAUUCUGUCUAGACCGACACCCACAAAAACGCCCCGAUAACUACAAUAACCAAAAUGUAAACGUACACAAAUUAAUUGUAAUAUCCUCAGAAAUCUAGUGAUUACUGAUUUUCAAAUUAAAAUCUGUAAUCCUUCUUCCUCUUUCUCCGAAGAGGAAUUUUCCAAAAGAGAAAAUUUGGAGAGACAUUUUUAUCAGGAGAGGAAAAUUUGGAGAGAAAAUUUUGAAAAACAUUUUGUCCGGAGAGAUAAAUGUCGGUCACCUUCCCAUUUCAUUUUUAAAUCUGAAAAAAUACGUUGGAAGUUAAAGGACUUUUGUUAGUUUCACUCAGCGCUUCGAGCAUAUUCAGUCGGUUUUAAUUGUGCAUCUUGUGAUGAGUCUACAAAUUAUUUUGCUUCCCAUUUAGCAUAAGGAAAUUUCGCAAAAUUACCGGACGUAAAGUGUUUUAACCGCCGUCAAUUAAGGAAUGGCUGCUAUGGCCUGGGCAAUCACGAUGUCACUUUCCAGGUAGGAAUUCACCAAUGGCCCAGGCUUCACCCAAGAUAUUCCCAAGACUAGGUGAGCUUGCAUCAGGCUUGGCACCCAAGCCUGGACCAGUAGUGGAUGAGCAUUGGAAUGUAACGUGGGGCCAGGCCUGGUAAUGAGGGCUGGCCCAAGCUAACUUAUUAAGGCUGGUCCAGGCCUUCGAACCAGCACCCUACCAGGCUCAUAUAUUAAAAAAUGCCGAGGCUUUAUUCAAACAGUUUAUAGUACUGAACAUAUCCAGAUAAAUGACAAAUGAACCAGAUACCCUGUGGCAUUCGAAAACUUACUUUACACUUAUGUAACAAUAUGGGCUCAACAAUUAGGCAUAAUACCAUAGGGAAUUGCCACCCUUUGGUUUGACGUGUAAGUAGAAUCAGCAUACCGGCUAGUUAAGAAGAAAUAAAUUUCAGCGAGUUGGUCAGUCUGGGCCCAGGACUGGUUGAGGAGCUAUGAACCGAGGCUCAAUGAACCAGACUUUUCCCAGGCUUGGCACAAGCUUGGUACCCAGGUUUGAUAUCAGGGAAGGAUCCAAGCCUGGGCUUUUUCUGGUGUGACUAAGAUACCAAGCCUGGUCGAGUCUAGGAUUACCGAAGCUUGGUCAGCCGAGCCUAACCCACAGUUGGCCCGGGCGUGAAGCUUGGCGACUCCUACCUGGGCUGUGGAGAAGAGUUGCAUAGUGCAAUUGACAUACUUAGUUCUUCCAUUUUACUAAGUGAAGGGUUUAAAGAUUUCGUUGGAUAAACUAUCAUAUUAAAAAUUAAAUUAGUGAUAUUUAUUAGAAGCCACUGAAAACCGAAUUUAAAUGAUUGAAAUGUACACACAGAAAUAAAAUGUCCGCAAAAUAAGAGAUUUUAAACGUACGGUUUUGAAAACGUAAAUUACGAGGUUGAAUACGUGAAUUAUUAUUUUAAAAACGAAAUUUAUGAUUUAAAAAAUGUAAUUUACGGUUUUUGCAACGUAAAAACUGUAAAUUACGAUUUCAAUUAACGCAACGUAAAUUACGAGAUCUCAUCUAGUAAAUUACAUUUUUGGGGAGGUAAAAUAGAAGGUCAUUUAUAAAAUCUCAAUAAGGCAAAAUCCUUGAUUUAUGAAAUCGCAAAUGCAAUCGAGAAAAAAAUUUUUUUUGCCAACAUGGAACCUCUCUCUUUCAAAUGAUUCUGAAUCAUCUGCGCUCACCUUU